Capsaspora owczarzaki ATCC 30864 is the source of this 1221-nucleotide messenger RNA. RefSeq lists its product as hypothetical. The record is from RefSeq and is a predicted model, not a curated record. The coding region runs from base 62 to 925 and encodes 287 amino acids. Lineage: Eukaryota; Filasterea; Ministeriida; Capsasporidae. The transcript has a single exon.
UUUCUCCUUCAUUGUGUUCUCUCAUUCACACACACUCAUACUCACACAAAGAGAGGCAAAAAUGACAACUAAUCCAGUGCCGCCGCUCGAUUUUCAGAAUACCGGACCGUCGAGUAUUGACACGCUGCUCAACGCUGUGCUUGUGUUUGAGCAACCAAACGCGACCAUCCAUUUCAAGACGAGUGACACGGGCGACGCUCGAAUCUCGUGGGGGAACAACUUGAACAAGGAACUGCUUCGCAUCCGCUUUGCGAAAGACUUGAACGGUCUUGGGAUUUGGACGAGCGGUAUCUCGUUCCACACCCAAGCCGACACCUCGUCCUCGUCGACUCCCAUCAACAACAUGAACAUCAACGAUGACGGCGAGGUUCUUCAUCGCGGCUUUACCUUCCUCGGCGCCUACUACGCAUAUCAAGGCCUCGCUCAGAUGGAAGCCCUGCACUGGGGCACUCUGCCUCAGGCCGGCUAUGUGUACGAGGCCGAGUUGCUCAACUCCCCAGCGUUCAACGCAAACCUGUGCGUCCGCAUUUCCGGUGUGUUCAUCCGGUCCAACAACACGAUUGUUCCGCUACUGUCUGGCAACACUGAGGAGUAUGUGAUUGCCUAUCUUCGGCGUCCAAACCACUACUCGCCUUACAGCCUCUGCCUGUAUGUGGGCCCCUUUGCCUCGGCGGCCGCUGGUCGCGACUACCGUGUCGUGAUUACGUAUGCGCUCCAGUAUCCGCCAGCACCGCCGGUCGUUCCUCCUCAGGCCUCAUCCACCGUCCGGGAGCUGCCCAAGGGGGUGCUCCCGAGCCAGCGCCGCGAUGAAUCUGUGCGCCACAACCCGGGAGCUCCCUCGUGGAAGGAGUUGCGCGCUCUGCGCACCAAUGGCGACUACCAUCCCUCUCCAGACUAUCGUCGGAAGCCCACCCCUGCACAGUAAAAAAAAAAAACGGAGCCGCCCACGUCGCCGCCCACGUCGCCGCCUUUCGUUUGUUUUUUUGGCUUGUCGUCCGGUGCAGUUGAACCUUCUUGCAUGUGUGUUGAUUGUUUUUGUUGAUUUCUGCUUGACGUGCGCCGAUGUUGGAAUCCUACCACCAAACGGGGGGAGGGCCGGCGGGUACCCGCGCUGAAGCUGACCACAACAGUGUAAAAUGGAUGUUGCUUGUUUCGGAUGUAUGUGGGUCAAUCUGCACAAUGUUUGUUCACAAAGGGGAAAAAAUGCACUUCAUGCACCAA